AUGCCCACUCUACCAAUUCUAUGCUUCAACGACGUCUAUCGUGUAUCUCAGAAAUACAACCCUCAACCGGGUGCACCGCCCACCAGCUCAUCUGAUCCACAACACAUCAACGUAUCUCAGUUCGCUCAGCUGCUCUUUUCAGAGAGAGACAAAUGGGCAGAUCGAGCAGAGACAAAAGGAAAAGAGAAAGAGCCAGUGAAAGAUGGAUUAGUGCUAUUUGCUGGAGAUGUAUUCAACCCUUCAGUGGAAAGUAGUAUAUCGAGGGGAAGUCAUAUGGUCCCGCUGCUCAACGCGCUGGAGCUGGAUAUAGCUUGUGUGGGCAAUCAUGAUUUUGAUUUUGGGUAUCCCCAUUUGACCAAGUUAAUCGAAUCGACCACCUUCCCAUGGCUCUUAUCAAAUAUCAUCGAUGAGAAGACUGGUCAAGUUCCUGAAACUCUUAACAAAUACUGGAUAACGGAACGAUGCGGAGUGAAGAUCGGGGUUAUAGGCUUGGUCGAGCAAGAUUGGAUCGCUACUAUACCUUCAUGGCCUAAGACAUUCAGAUAUCGACCAAUGGUAGAGACUGCUUUAGAGCUAUCGAAAGAGCUCCGUGAUCCCAAUGGACCGCACCAGGUAGACAUCAUCAUUGCCCUUACUCACUGUAGGGUACCCAACGAUAUCAAACUGUGUAACGAGCUUGGAGCUGUGGCUGAUAAGCCAGCAGUGGAGAAUGAGCAUGGUGUGGAUCUAUUGAUAGGUGGACAUGACCAUAUUUACUAUAUCGGUAAAGGUUUUACUUCAUGGGAAGGAUAUUCAGGUCGACAUGACGCACCAGGAACGACGGAGGAUCACGGUGUGAGGUUGAUCAAAUCAGGAACCGACUUUAGAGAUCUCACUUCCGCAUCACUCGAACUAACACCUACGAAACCUGGAUCGAUCCGUAAACAUCUCAUCACUUCCCUCAAGGGAAAACAUCUAUAUGUAUUACCUUCUUCACCAUCAUCGGAUUCCUUUGAUACCAUGGUCAAAUCGUUAUUGGCCUCUGUAUCAGAAGCGAUCCAGAAACCUGUUUGUUUCACCUUAUCGCCAUUUGAUGCUAGAUCAGAAAUCGUCAGGACGCAGGAAAAUGGUCUGGGUAACUGGAUUGCGGAUGUGCUUUUACAUGCUUAUGCGGAAAGUAUGUUAGAUAAGAACAAGAACGGUAACGGUACUGGUAAUACACCCUCUAAUGGUAACACCCCUCCUGCGAAUGGCGGUAAUGGGGAAGACAAAGAAUGCGCGGAUGCUGUUAUCAUUUGUGGUGGGACAUUAAGAGGGGAUUCGCAAUAUGGUCCAGGAAAGAUAACAUUAGGUGAUAUAUUGGAAAUACUGCCAUUCGAAGAUCCAGUGGUCUGCAUCGAAAUUGACGGAGCGGGCAUAUGGGAUACGCUCGAAUCGGCUUUAUCGAAAUGGCCUUCGCAAGAAGGAAGGUUCCCCAUCGUCUCUGGUUUAGCGGUAAAAUGGGAUCAUACUAGACCACCGAAUCAACGUAUCAUAUCAAUACAUAAGACGAAAAGACCUAAAAGGCAAGAAGACAAUGAUGAUGAUGAAAUCGAAAAUCCACAGGAUUUUGUCGAUUUCAAAGAACAGGAUGAUGGUACGAGAGUGGUUGUUAAGCAGAAGAAAUUAGAGUUGGGUGAGGAAAUCAAGAGGGAUAAUUCGAAAGUCUACAGAGUGAUUACUCGAGAGUACAUGGCUUUAGGCUAUGAUGGGUUUACGGACUUGAAAGAUAGGAAGUACAUUGUCGAUGAUGAGAAUGGACAGAUUAUGAGUAGUAUACUCCGAUCUUUCUUACUGGGCUCAUCAUACAUAUUCAGACACAAACAAUUAGAAUCAGCCGCCGCAGCUCACCUAUCAUCCCGAACUGACAAAGUGUUAUCAAGGGCUAGAGCCCAGCAUCAACAUUCACCUUCAUCAUCCCUUUCGUCGUCACCCCAAUCUAAUAAAGGUUUCUUAUCGCCCAAUUCCAACUUGGCUAAUUCCCAUCAUGGUGUUCUCAGUCCUGUAUCUGAGAGAUCGGCAAGUUCAGCUUGGGGUGUACUUCGUCGACAUGUCGUACAGCAUGAUUGGGGAACUAUAAGGGAUGCAUUACAUGUGGCUAAGCAUGAACAUAUGAGUAGUGUGGAUGAAGUUGCUGGUCAAGCAAUGCGUCAACAUCGCCAAGCUACCCCUCACAUGCCAGGCGAAUGGAAAUCCCGAGCCCCCACACCUUUACCAGGAUCAGAACCUGCUAAACCAGCUGAAAAUGCCGAUGAUGAUUUAUUGGUGAAUCAGGAGAAGAAAGAAUUAGAGAGUCUGAGCGAUGAUCUGGCCAUUGUUUGUCCGCUGAUCGAUGGAAGGAUGAGGGAUGUGAGUGAAGGAAAGCCCUAG
Kwoniella botswanensis is the source of this 2388-nucleotide messenger RNA. RefSeq lists its product as uncharacterized. Gene Ontology annotation, molecular function: hydrolase activity. The transcript has 10 exons. The record is from RefSeq and is a predicted model, not a curated record. NCBI's taxonomy places the organism in Eukaryota, Fungi, Basidiomycota, Tremellomycetes, Tremellales, Cryptococcaceae. Gene Ontology annotation, biological process: nucleotide catabolic process. The coding region runs from base 1 to 2388 and encodes 795 amino acids.